Messenger RNA from Aspergillus fischeri NRRL 181, 447 nucleotides. RefSeq lists its product as uncharacterized. The transcript has a single exon. NCBI's taxonomy places the organism in Eukaryota, Fungi, Ascomycota, Eurotiomycetes, Eurotiales, Aspergillaceae. The record is from RefSeq and is a predicted model, not a curated record. The coding region runs from base 1 to 447 and encodes 148 amino acids.
AUGCAUUUUCGUGCUCUGUCUACACUGGAAGGCCGUAUCACGCACCUUGUCACUCUGCCAUCCAAGACACUGGUACCAGCGGUGGGCCUACGUCCAAGUAAACAACCAAGAAUCCACUGCUAUGAUGUGAGCGUUAACCCCAACUCUCUGACAACACUUGUUGACCAUGUACCCCAAUCCUGCAGCGAGGAAGCGAUUGAGCUUAGCUCAACUGAUCCAGACUCUACCUUAGAAGCAGUCAACAACGACGACCCUCUAGCCAAAUACUUUGACCCGCAAACGUCCCUACUGCACGAGCACAUCCUUGAGCCUCCCUCUCCGCCAAUAGCGACGUGGGAACGAGACCUCCAGCACCGCAUCGACAACGGGCGAGGGUUGACUGCGUCGAUAGAUCGUUUUGUGGAUCGGACCGUUAGACGCAUCGAGGCUGCGAUAGGUCAUGCGUGA